Messenger RNA from Phodopus roborovskii (desert hamster), 1752 nucleotides. Its product is annotated as RNA exonuclease 1 homolog. The transcript has a single exon. The coding region runs from base 1 to 1752 and encodes 583 amino acids. Gene Ontology annotation, molecular function: exonuclease activity; nucleic acid binding. Gene Ontology annotation, cellular component: nucleus. The record is from RefSeq and is a predicted model, not a curated record. Lineage: Eukaryota; Metazoa; Chordata; Mammalia; Rodentia; Cricetidae.
AUGCGCCUCAAAGCUACAGAAGGAAACUGCUUCUCAGUAGGGCAGUCUGAAGGAAGGAAGGUGGUGGUCUUUCCAGAUGGGGAACUCCCGCUCUCUUGCUACCAGUGCGGUCUGAAGUGUAGCCAGGGUUCCCAGUUAGUUGUGGUAUCUUUUCCGGGGCCUAGCCCUGCAUUGCACUGUCUUUGGGAGUUACUGCACUGGCGACCCCAGCAGGACUGGAGGAAGCCGCGGUGCCUGGGUACGUCGACGUCGUUGUCGUCACUGUCGUUUUCGGCUUCACCGAGAGAGGAGAGGAGCUUAAUCCACAUGGCCAGUCCCAGCCUGGCAAACAGCACCACAGCUGUGAAGAGGACCUUUAGAACCAGCAGAGCCACAUCUCAGCCGCCACACGUCACCUACAUCGUCACCCCGCAGCAAGCCGCCUACAGCUAUUCUUUUUUUGGAGUGAAGAAGGUUACCCUCACAAAGGACUUUAAGGACAGGAUUCCGGAUGCCAUGCGUCAGCACUACUUGGGCCUGUUCACCGAAGAAUGCCUCAGGUUCUCUUCUUCGCGCCUGGAGGCCAUCGAGAAGGCUCAGUCAGAGGAGAAGGAGGUCUAUGACCAAAGCCCCAGCAAGAACAAAUACCUGAACGUCGCCCUGCACACCCUGAAGAAACUCAGGGGCCUGGUUCCCAGCGCCGUGCCUGGUCUCAACAAGGCCACCCUGUACAGCCGCCUGCGGAGCUAUCAGCUCACUGAAGAGCAGCGCAAGGAGCAUGGCUUCCCGUUCGCACAUCCGGAGAAGCCUGGGUCGGCAAUGCUUUUCACGCGAGAGCAACCUCGGAGCCCCACACACAGGACCUGCUGCCGCUGUGGCACUGAGUAUCCUGUGUCGUCCUCUGGUUGCUGCCUCUGCUCGGAUCCCUGUGUGUUCCACUGGGGGCGCAUCCGCUCCAUCCGGGUGCCCGGAGGCUCUCAGGUGCAGUACACGUGCUGCUAUGCGCCCAUCGGAGCCACAGGCUGCACCGUGGCCAAGCAACACGUGCAGGAUGGCAGGAAGGACAACUUACAGGGCUUUGCCAAGACCUUUCCGAAGAAGGACUGGGAGGCGCAUGCCGGAAUCUACGCCCUGGACUGUGAGAUGUCCUACACCACGCACGGCCUGGAGCUCACCCGCGUCACAGUGGUGGACAUGGAUUUACGUGUGAUUUACGACACCUUCGUCAAGCCAGACAACGAGAUUGUGGAUUACAACACCAUAUUUUCCGGAGUGACUGAGGCUGACCUGGCAAAUACUAAUGUUAGGCUGCGUGAUGUCCAGGCCAUGCUCUUGAGUCUGUUCAGCACUGAAACUAUCCUUAUCGGACAUAGCCUGGAGAGUGACCUGCUGGCUUUAAAAUUCAUCCACAGCACCGUUAUAGAUACCUCUGUGCUCUUUCCACACCACCGGGGGCUUCCCUACAAGCGCUCCUUGCGAGGCCUCAUCUCUCAGUACCUUAACCGGAUGAUCCAGACCAACAGGGGUGGACAUAGUUCUAUCGAAGAUGCCAGGGCCUGCAUGCAGCUGGUGACCUGGAAGAUGCAAGAAGACGCCAAGACCUCCAGCCCUCCUCAGCAACAGACCGCUUGCCCAAAGUGCAACCUGCAGCAAAAGCUGCGGGUUUACACCAGCCGAUACACCCAGACGCCCACGACGAUGGAGAUGCCUGAGACUACAGACAAGCUGGAAGGAGAUCCAGACCCACUUCAUACUCUCCAUCCAGAGACUUGA